GACGGAAACCGACCAAACCGACAUACGGUUGAGUUACCAUUCACCGAAAUCUCUGAAAAAAAAAAAAACAUAUCUAUCUCCCUCUUCUUCUUCUUUGUCGUCGAAUAUUCUUACGAGUGAUAUUUAUAUAAAUAUACAUAUAUAAAUUUUCCCACCCUUUUCUCCUUCCAUCAUCUUGAUUUCCAAACGAAAAGUCCCAACGCCCAAAGCGAAGAAACCGAUUGGGAGUUGAGACCAGGAGGCAUGCUGGUCCAGCGAAGAGACGGCCAGGAAGAUCAUCAUCACAAACACGAUCACGAAACUGCUGCUGCUGAUUCUUCUUUCGGGCCCAUGAUCAAGAUCAACGUCUCAUAUGGCCCGGCCCAGCACGAGCUCUAUGUCCCUGCCCAUUCUACUUUCGGGGAAUUGAAGAAAGAAAUUGCUCAAAAAACUGGGUUGGAACCUGAUAGACAAAAGGUCUUGUUUAGAGGGAAGGAGAAAGAGGACAAAGAGCAUUUGAACGUGGCUGGUGUGAAGGAUAAAUCCAAGGUUUUGCUUCUAGAGAAUCCAGCAAGAAAAGAGAAGAAGGUUGAGGAGAUGUCAAGUAGCAAAGAGAAGGCUGAAGAGUCCACAUCUAGCGAAGAGAAUGAGGUUGAGGAGAUGAGAGAAAGUGAAGAAAUGUCAAAGGCUUUUGCAGCGGUUGCUGGAGUUAGAAAAGAGGUUGACAAGCUUUCGGAAAGAGUGGCUGCAUUAGAAGUGGCUGUGAACAGUGGGACCAAGGUUGCAAAUGAGGAAUUUGAUGUUUCGGCAGAGUUACUCAUGAGAGAGCUGCUGAAAUUGGAUGGAAUUGAGGCAGAAGGAGAAGCAAAGUUACAGCGAAAGGCUGAGGUGCGACGUGUCCAAAACUUCCAUGAGACACUGGACAAUCUAAAAGCAAGAAAUUCCAAUCCAUUUAGCAACAGUAGCAAUGCUGUGUCUGUGACAACAAAUUGGGAGACAUUUGACUCUGGAAUGGGGAGUUUGACUGCCCCUCCACCUAUGUCAUCUUCAACAAAAAUGACGCAGGAUUGGGAACAGUUUGAAUAGUUAUUAUUUGCCCAAUUCUUUGGCCUAUAAAACUUGUCUGCGGAACAUAACAUAUGUAUCAUGCAGGGCUCCUUUUUUGGUGUGGCAUUUACUAAAGCUAACGGAGAUAUAUCUUAUGCUUGAAAGACAACUGCAUUUUUAACAGUUGUGAUAUAAUAUUUGAAUUCAUGGUCUUUUAUUCUAUAGUACCUUAUUUAUGAAUUGGUUCAUUAUUUA
Molecule: messenger RNA, 1281 nt
Organism: Theobroma cacao (cacao)
Lineage: Eukaryota; Viridiplantae; Streptophyta; Magnoliopsida; Malvales; Malvaceae
Gene: BAG4
Product: BCL-2-associated athanogene 4
Biological process (GO): protein stabilization
Cellular component (GO): cytoplasm
Molecular function (GO): adenyl-nucleotide exchange factor activity; protein-folding chaperone binding
Source: RefSeq, a predicted model, not a curated record